AUGGAUAGAUGCUGGGAAUUCGUCAGAGAAAUUCAGAUAAGAAGUUUCAAGAGGAUUCGGUUGGUAAGAGUAAUCCGUCGAUCCCUGAUCGGUCGAGAGAGUGUCGAGACAGCGUGUCCAAGAGAUCGGGCAUUCGCGGCCAGAGAAAUUAAUAAUUAACGACAAAAACGGCACGACCACUUCGCCGUGUGUCGUGCUUGGAAUCGCCUAACUGCUCUCAAUAUUUCACAGUGCCUACAUUCGUGGCCGGUGAACCGUGUCACGCGAUGCGGUCGACAAGUCUUCGAUUGCCCGCCGCGCCAAGAAAAUAUUGAAUCUUAGCUCUCGUUGCAGAAAAUGCAUCGUUCGAUUUUGGCUACGAGUAAAUUCGUAUCAGCGUAGAAAUACUGUUGAACUGAAUGUUUCAACGAGCUUGUAACCAUCGAACUGUGUUUUUCGUUUGAAUAUACGGCUCGUUCUGACCUUUUUAAACGUACUAUACAGAUUAUUGAAUUAAGUUGUAAAAUUUAUAUGAGAACGCAAUUCAAGACCUGAUGAGAAAACAAUGCUGUCAACGCAACGAUUCUUUCAUCCCCGUGUACAGCCCUCCAACUUCCUUCCUCGUGGUGCACAAGCGAAGAGCAAGCGAAUAGCGCAAAGUUGGCCGGUUGCUCGAGCUUGUUUUAAAAGAGAGAAGCAUUGUCGUCGCAGUUGUCAUCGUGGAAACUUCUCCGCCGUGUUUCAGGUGGCGUGGUGAGCUACACGAUACCGGAAUCCCCGACGGUGGAGCUGAGCGACAUCUCGUACGAUGGUAAAAGGCUGGACAACUUGUUAACCGAUGGUCUAGGCCGGCUGGUCGAUGGAGAGGUCGGCGCGGAUAAUUAUAGGUUGGACAUGGGAGAUGGAAGAGGUACAGGAUGGGUCGCGUGGAUGCGCGACACCUUCGUCGACGAUUACGUGGAGCUGGUGUUCGAAUUCGAGGUAGCCUGGAUCUUCGAGGCGGUGCACAUCUACACCAAUAAUUAUUUCUCCCGCGACGUGCAGGUAUUCUCGAAAGCGGACGUCUGGUUCAGCGUGGAUGGCGCCACCUACGAGGAGGAACCAUUAUCUUACUCCUACAUACCGGAUAUCGUACUGGAGAACGCGAGGAACGUGUCCAUCGGGCUUCACGAACGCCACGGACGAUUCGUCAAGAUGCAUCUGUAUUUCGCUGGCCGAUGGAUCAUGAUCAGCGAAGUGACAUUCGAAGGAAUUACAGCAGCGGGAGAGGGUCAGGAAUAUUUAGAGGUACUAAUAGGUGUUCUGACUGCCAUUAUCCUACUUCUUCUGCUGGUGUUCGUCAUUGUUCUACUUCUGAAUCGGCGGCAAAAACUUCAGAGCUCGCCGACUGUUCUAAAAAAUCCAUUUGGAUUCGCCAUAAACAUGAAGGGACUUCUACUAAAUUUAACUCCCGGUGGAAUGCUGACAGAGACUGCCAAUCACGUAUCGCCGGACAUGCCAGAGGACGGAAGUAUGCACGAGUCUUUGACAAUGGAACAAUUCAAUUCACCCCUUGUCAGUCCACAGUAUAAAUCUACGUACGCGAUAGUGGCCACUUCCGAAUCCCCGAAAGACCUGAAGGACGUGAACGUCUCGGAGGAGAGCGUUCGACUCGAUACGAGACCUGAAUCGACCAUAGGACCGGCGAGUUGUUCCUCGUCGCCGACAAACUCUCCUGCACGACAUUCUCAACACUAUAGGACCCUCCAAAGUUACACCAGUCCAACUGCAAAACUCAAUAUCGCGGCCACGUCUAAUCACCAGCGGGACGUCGAUCAGAUCCACUCGAAACGCUGGCACACAGCGCCUAAAGAGAAACACAAGAUACCCGCACCUGUUGUCGGCUGGAACAUCGCACCCAGUAUGAACAAACCGUACAAGUGCAAGGAGAUAGAGCCCACCAACAUACCGCGACAGUGCCUACGUACCACGGAAAAACUUGGCUCGAGAAAUAUUGGCGAG
This is a messenger RNA of Heterotrigona itama, 1980 nucleotides long. NCBI's taxonomy places the organism in Eukaryota, Metazoa, Arthropoda, Insecta, Hymenoptera, Apidae. The record is from the annotation of a GenBank genome assembly.